UGCUGUUUUUUCUUUCUCCCAGGCCUUCUCCCGAGUGAAGAUCUUCGCAAGGUUGAGUAGAACGGUUGUGUUUCUUAAUUGGGUCUUUCAGAAUUUUGCUUUUUUAUCUUGUGCUGUGUGUGUGAUUUGUGCUCAUCGGAUUGUCUCGAAAUCGUUUCCUGGAACAAUUGAGCUGACGUUGAGGAAUGAAUGGGGCUAAUGCAUCCGACUCUUGGUCUCUAGCGAAUUCACCGGACGAGAGUCUUCCGGUUCAGAACGUGUAUGUCCCAGCAGGUCGUGGAGCAGCGGCGCAGAUGAGCCCAAGUGACUCUAAGUUGCCUCCGGAAACGGGUUCUCAGGGUCCUGUGGCACCAGAGUAUGUGCCGUCGUCGGCAUCCCAUCCAUACUGGACCCCGGCUCAGGCGACGUACGCGUCGAUGGCUCCUAUGUUUGAUGCUUCGUACGCGAAUUAUCCUCCGGUGCCAUCGUCUGUAACAUAUGCUGCUGCUGCCGCUGACCUUCAACGGCAGCAACAGCAGCAGCAGCAACCAUCCCGAUCGCCAGCGUCUGCCAGUCGUGCACAGGGUCAUCUGUUGCACGGCGAACAGCAGCACGAACAUUCAAACAUGGCAUUUGCCGGUGUGGUUCCCGAAUAUGACCAACAACAACAACAACAACAACAGCAGCAGCAGCAGCAACAACAAACACAUCGUGAAGCAGUUGCUGCUGCUGCCACCAGUCUCACCAAACCUAGUGAAGCCGCUGCUGCUUCAUACCCCGCAGGUGUGACAUCCCCCUCGUCCAUGCCAUCCGCAGCUGCAGCACAAUAUGUGGCUCACAGCCGUCCCGUUGUUAGUGGGCAUGGAACUGCCUCGUCGGCAUAUGCUGCCAACUACGAUUUGGCUAGUGCUGCUGCAGGUUUUCCUGUACAGUCUCAACCCGUACAAAAUUACCACACACCAACGGCUGGUGUGCUCAGUCCAUCCGGCAACGAAACCGCCAAGGAGGUCUUCUCGAGCCCGUAUGACACGUCUGCUCUGGGCACUCCCUCCUCUUCCUACCCAGCAAACCGGAUGAACGCCCGCAUGCCUUCAAACUAUCCUCAGCAUUCGACGUCUCUUGACAACUAUGCUUCGCCGGGCUCUCCCCAAUACCGCUAUUAUACGGGACAAAGCCUUGACAGUCGCACGGGCGGACGCGCGUUCGGCUCGAUUUCUGUCGAUAGUUCUACCUUGGGCCAAAAACGCAAGUUUGAAGCUGUGAUGGGACAAUCAGAGUCUGCCGCAUAUGCUGCAGGCAAUGGUGCUCCCAGCAAUGGCGCCAACGCCCUGCCUCCUACAGCUAGUCCGUCCGCGGCUGGCCUCGUUGGUGCAGAUAAAACUUCAAUGUACAACUCAUCCGGGCGUAUGAAUACCUCAUUACCCUCCUCCUCCGUCGCCGCUGGUAACAUGAACCAACAUUCUUUGCCGGAAUCCGCCUCAGACGCUGCUGCUCCGGCAAGAUCCACUAAAAGUGACAGCCCGAAUAACAAGGUCGAUUCCCCCAGCGCCACGGAAACCAACAAAAAGUCUAGUCAUAAUAUCGUGGAACGACGCUACCGUUCCAACCUUAACGACAAAAUAUCCGAAUUACGAGACGCCGUUCCUUCCUUGCGUGCCGUUGUUUACGGCUCAGCGUUUGAUCCAGACAAAAAGGAUGCUACGCCGACCUUUGUUGCCCGCAAGAUUAAUAAGGCAACUGUCUUAACCAAGGCUACCGAGUACAUCAAAUUCCUUGAAAACAAAAAUCAAGAGCUACUCACCGAAAACUUAACGCUGCAGUCCCGGUUGUCAGACUGCAGCUCGGCUUUACAGGCGGCCACACGUGCCGCCAACCAAGUCAAACGAGAGUCUGUUGUUUAUGGCCAGCAGGCUCCAACUUCUGCCCCAUAUCCAACUGGUGUUGCUGCAAACCAAGUAGCCAUGCAGCACGUCGAUGAGCGUGGGGCUCCAAUUCCUUCUGGCUCUUGGAAUUGGCAAGCUGCUGCAGCUGCCGCCGCAGCGGCAAAUGCGAAUCCUGCCCUAUCAUCGUACCCACAAGCAGGUUCUGUUAUGGGACAAGAACGGCAGGUUAUGUCUACGAGGCAAACUUCUUCAGACGUAGUUCCUUCUGGUGCUACGGCGACAAGAACAGCCUUAAUGCAUAAUGGACAGCAGCCCAUUCACGGAGACAAUCAUGACGCCGGUGCCAUGGUCGGUGCUGGCGGAGGAGUACUAAACGAACUGCCUAUGAAUCCGGCUGCCGUAACUUCUUCCGUAAACUCUCUCAACAAUCCAUACACAGGACUGACGAAAACUUUUUUGGGAGGACUGGCUGGUGUGGAAACGCUGAACCUUUUAACAAAUCCCGACAAGGCAGCUUCCUCUGAUACCUUUGCUAUGUUUUUCCUCCCAAUUCCUUCUUCUCUGUUUCUCAUUCUACGAAUCAUAUUUAUAAGUUUUACGUGUGUUUCACUCUACUUUCUUCACGUUGAUCAUGCCAAGCACACAAAGAAGAAUGACAGCGACGACACACACCUCCUCUCGACGUACAUUUACAAUCCAGUUCGGGGCAUGUUCCGUGUACUUUACCGAAUGAUGUCUUCUUCAGGUGCGUUUGCCAUUUCUGCCUUUAUGUUUAUAUUUCGCGUUAUCGUGUUUUUGUGUGCGUUAGCCAAAUCCGCAAUUUUCUUGCUUCCGCCGUUUCGCAACAUAAAAGUGACACCCGUGUUGCCGGUCUCGAAGCGUUUGGAUCGUUCAAAAAUGCACAAGUCGUACUUGUUUGCCGAACUCGUUCAGCUUGGGUCGGAAGCAGUAACCAAGCAAAAGGUGGUGACCUGUUCGCUACUAUGUUUUCUUUCCUUUGAAGACUGGUUGCCUCGUUCCUUGCUUUGUAAGCUACUUGCCCAUUCCUGGGAAUGGACAAAACACAUGUCUGAUCUCGCUCCUGAUGAUCCGGUAGCCGAAGCAAGUUGGCCUGCAAAUGCAAGCAAGUUCUUAAAUGCGGUUGACCCAUUCUCUUUCUUGGAGGAUGAACAUCUUGGCUACAUUCGUUCCAUCUUUCAAAGCGGGUGUAUUGCCCGUGUAUCUUCGAAGGAACGUUUUUGUCAGGUUGCACAGAGUUAUGCCAUGUAUGUGAUUAAUGCGAGUCAAAAGGAGAUUCGGGGCGAUUGCCCGACGUCUCUCAUGCGUCGUUUGUUACUGUCUCAGCGGUUGCACGCUUGUCUGAGUUUUCUUCGCCCCGAUACUCAAUUGUACAAGCAGUGUUAUGUUGCGAAGACCAGUUUGUUUGAACGGUAUAGACCUUGCCAACAGGUAAGCUGCUGAGCUCCUUCAUUGCACUUUUGUCUUUUUUCCUUAUGAAUGCUUAUGCACGUACACGUCUUAUACUCUCUCACACACAUACUUACACGCUUUUUCUCUUAUGCACGCACAUACACACGUUCACUGACGCUCAUACGUACGAACUUUUUUUGCAACUCACGUGUUUACGUACCAAAUUUUGAGAACUUAUUUAUUUAUUUAUUUAUUUGUUAAGUUUCUACGCCUGACUUGAUGGCCAUGUUGGCAAUGAUGCAUCAUCGCACGAGUAUGAAUACGCUUCAGUUUUGCUGCUAGCGACUUUCUUAUUUUUACAUUACCGAUUGUUUUGUUUUGAUGAAAAUUGUCUCGUCCAUACUUCCGUUCCUGAUGAUGGAAACAUUCAUUGUUUAUUUACCAGUAUGUAGUGUAAGCCGACCGUUAUUCCACCGGGCGCACUUCAUACCUUGAGAAGUCUCUCGUUCUGUUUCUCCAAAACAUGCGUCCUUUUUGAUUAGGAUACCAUGUCUCACAUGUGUAGCAUCUUUGAUAUCCUCAGCAAUGAGGAUACUAAGAACAUUGCAGUGUAGGUUUCCCCCAUUACAACGAGUCUAUCACACAUUAACCGUGAGUACGUAGAUUCAUACCAAUUAUUGAAACCAUCGCUGCACGCACUGUGUUUUCGCUCUCUCUUUCUCUUUUUAUUUUCACUCGUUCUUUCUACGGCAUCCAUUAUUGGUAAGGUGUGUAAAUAAAAUGCCAAGCUGAAUACUGCCGGUUUUUACCAGUUGUUAUUUUUAUUGCUAAAGGAUUUAGUGAGGGAACUUCGAAACAGAGAGUAUUAUUGGUGAAUGUAAUCAACUAAGAUGGAAGGCUCGAGUAGAAGAGCGAGAGUUCCGAGAAGACUAAGGAGUGUUGUUUCAGUCUACCGGAUGCCGCAGCUCUUCUAUGCUUUUGUGCAAUUGGAACUAUACUGUGUCUUGGCCUCUCAAGCUAACAAAUCUAUUAACACAAGUGAUCUUGAAAUGGUUGUGCGAGAGAUUCUAAGCUGUAACAUCUUGAAACUCAUGAAUCACAUGGUCGGCGCGCUCCAUCUUGUCAUUGAUGAAUGCCCAACGCUUCAGGGUAUUUUCAACGAGACCAUCUGCACGGGGAAGCAGAUUUUUGCCGACAAGUUUGGGAGCGUACAGGUAAGGGAUAAUCAGCGGGUGAGGAAGACACGUAAAACAGAGAACAAAAACAAACUGCAAGUUUGCGUUGUGUGGAUAUAAUUGAGGAGGAGAAAGCAUGAUUUGUUCUAUGCGUGAAAAAUCAAAAGAGGUAUUCAGUUCAAUUCGAUUAAUAACUGUGUCAGUGUCCUCGUCAAGUACGACGCUUGUGUUUUUAACUGUAAGAGGAACUGCUUUAGCACCCUGUUUUUUUAACCGUUCAAUUUCCUCAGCAAUCUUUUUAGCCAUCCAUUCUUUCGCAACAAGGUCAAGUGUAAAGUUAUCUGUGUCCGUAGCGCUCGCUGACUGAGUUUGUUCCUGGUUUGACAUACUGAAAGCCUAAAUUUUAGUAUAAGUAACGUUUAGCAAACGUUGUUGAUGGCGGAAGAAAAACGAGAGAAAACGAAGAAAAAAUAUGCAAACGAAGGAUUUAGAAAUGUGGGCAUUCACAUAAAAGAGAGAUGACCCGUUGUGGUUGCUGUUGUUAAAAUAAAUAGAAUAUAGACGUAUAGGAAUGAUUUGUGAGGAAGACAGCGGACGUGGGAUGUAGUACGGAAAUACUGGAUAAGUAAAGACUAUAGGUAUAUCGAAGUCAAUAACAUCUAGCUUAAUCGAGUGCCUGCAUUUUUCGAUCAUGUACAAA
Schizosaccharomyces japonicus yFS275 is the source of this 5147-nucleotide messenger RNA. RefSeq names its product membrane-tethered transcription factor. Gene Ontology annotation, molecular function: protein dimerization activity. The coding region runs from base 186 to 3323 and encodes 1045 amino acids. Gene Ontology annotation, cellular component: nucleus. The record is from RefSeq and is a predicted model, not a curated record. Lineage: Eukaryota; Fungi; Ascomycota; Schizosaccharomycetes; Schizosaccharomycetales; Schizosaccharomycetaceae. The transcript has a single exon.